Tuber aestivum (summer truffle) is the source of this 886-nucleotide messenger RNA. The record is from the annotation of a GenBank genome assembly. Lineage: Eukaryota; Fungi; Ascomycota; Pezizomycetes; Pezizales; Tuberaceae.
CGGACCGGUCCACAGUUAGUCAGUCCUGCGGAGGUUAGAGUAAUAGUAUGUCUACUAGACCUGGUCGUACUGGAAGGGAUAUACCCGUCCUUGGCCCGGGGCGUUGGGAUUCCAAUCGAGCGACGGACGAGGGCCGCUGCAUUGCCCGGGCUUGUAACGGGACGGGGGACGGCGAGGGUGGAGGAGGCACGGAACAGGAAGGAUGUGGAGUUACUGGGACUCGUCGUUGGGAGAUUGCUGGAGUUGCUCAGGGGGGAGGGUGUCGUGGCCGAGGGAGAUUUGCUACGGAGGGUAGGUGAUCGGGUUUUGGUGGACGUGAUCGCUGGGUGCGCUGAAUUAGCCUUCAAUCCUGAAAACGGGGGGGAUAGGGGGGGGUGGGAGAGAAGUUUCGGAUCUUGAUUGACGGGUUAGUCCCAAUAUAACCUUCACAGAUAAUCACUCGAAUACUAACGCCUCUCUUUCUAGAACGCCAACACCACAAUUACUCCCGCUCCUCCUCCAACUAUUAACUCCCCAAACACCCCCAUUCUUCAGAACCCCUCUCGCGAAGACGCUCUCCCUCAUCCCGUUCAGACGUCCCGACGCUGUCCGCCAUAUAAUUGAGCUGUUUCUGUUGACCGACACUCCGGCAGAUUCUUCGUCCUUGAUACCUCCAAAUUUGUCCAUUGAAGCGCUGAGUAAAGCUUCAAAUAUUAUAUGCGCUGUCCCCAGUUCGGUGGAUGCGGGAGAGUACUAUUCUAAAGUCUGCGCUGAACUGCUGGAGCUUUUGGAUUCGGAGGAUACCCUGAUGGUGCGGGCAGCGGGGUUCGUGAUAGCGGAUGUUCUGGGGAGGAAAGGGAGGGGGAUUGAGGAGACGGUGGAGAGGGUGUUGGUUGUGCCAUUGAUA